CAGAAAUCUUAACUUCAAAGUUAUCAUUUAUGUAUGACAACAGGUUAGAGCUGCUAAUCAGAAAACCCACCAUCUAGACCUUCCAGUGAUACUGUCCUACUGGGGUGAUUCUAAUAUUGUUAUCCAAGCCAUCUAAACUCAAUAGUACAGGGUUAGGCGAGUAAUGAUGCAGUUACACAAUUCUCAAAGCACAUGGGAGCAGCCCUGUUAGAACUUACUCCUUAUUUUACAAAGGAGCAAACCGAAAGUCAGUGAGGUUAGGGACGACUUGCCUGCCUGUUUGGGACUCUGCCCCUGUGUUCCCCAAACCUUCUGCCUCUCUAGAGCUUCAGUGCAUGGCAGUAGGAGAAGUCUCCUGCCAUUGAGAAAAGGCCAGACGGAGUGUGGAUCCUAGAGGCAAAAAAGGACGGAAUCCCUGCUGAGUCUGUCUCUGCCUCCUCGUCCUCUAACUGAACUCAGCUCCACUUAGGCUGAGCUGUCACAGGUCCUUUACCGCAGACUGGACCGCUGCGGCUCGCUGCUUCCCUCCCCAGCGUUGGACUAGCAGGAAUGAGUCUCCUGGGAAAGAAAAAAGCAGAAGUCUGGGGAAAGAUUUGGCUGGAAGGCGGGGUGCCUGCCUCUACCUUGGUGGCUGGCAAGUGUUCUAAACGCUCGUUGACUAGGAGAGUUCAAGUGUAGGAGAGAGAGAAGCGGUGGGGGGAGGGGGAACCAGAGAGGGGUGGGGUGGCGAGGUCCCUGCCAGGUUGAUCUGUAGGUGGGCACGUGGAAGAUCCACCUCCAGUUCUUUUAGAAGGUGGAGGAAGGAAGGAAAAGGAAGCUAGUAGCAGCCGCAGGCUCAGCCUCGGUCAUUUCAGUCCCUGCGUGCCUCGCCGCUGCUGCCAAGCUCAGACAGACGACGAGAGCCCCCCUAUUCCCUAGCCCCCUCCUCCGAACCCGCCAGAGCAAGCCCUGAGCCUUUCUGCCAUUGGAGCAACGCCCCCCUACCGGACACAAGAGGGCAGCUUACCCAGCUUCCUGGAAGCAGGUGACCUGUGGCUUUGCGGGGUGCCUCCCCCCAACCUUUAUUAAUGGGGUUCGCGCUCGGCUCCGCAUUUUCCCCUGUGAUAGCCUGGAGGAUGCUCUGAUUCCAAAUUCAGCCCAACAUCCAAGGACGAGCAGUGUUGGCUACGCUACCAGGUGAUGAAUUUCUCUGCAAGGUCAUUGCUCUCAGUCUCCUGUCUUACUACUGGCUUGGAAGCCCAUCUCCUUCCCAUUGAGAAGGCAAGUAAAACAAACAUCACUAUAACAGCCAUCUUGGAAAAAAAAAAGAAACAAGAAAAAUAAAGAGAAAAAAUGUACUUCAGUUUGCACUCAGAGUUUAUGGGUACUUUCUCUGGGGAUGGCUGGCUUUUUCAUCAUGAGUCCUUUGGAAUUAUCUUGGAUCAUUGUUUUGAUGAGAAUUUGUUUGUGGAGGAGUUGUCCCUCAUUGCCUUCCUUGUGGAUAUCAGCUGUCACUCCGCAGUGGCACCAGCAGAGAAGGUUCCCAGAGAUUGUCCUAAAGAGUUCGUCCAUGGGGACUGUGCCUGAUUCACUGAGGCUGACCAAAGCUUCCCUGACUGUAGUUCCAGGAGAGGAGGAGUUGCUCCAAGACCAGCAGUCUUCUCUUUCACAGCAGACAUCACUUAUUCCUUACAGCAAUGCUAAUAAUAGUCUUUUAGGCUUUCCUUCAGAAUCAGUUAGAAUUGGCUUCUUGGACCUUGGCUGCCCUGGACCAGUAGAAACUAUAAUGAAGGAUUCUGAGCAUGAUCUCACCCAGACAGUCAUGUCUUCUGGGAUCUCCAAUGAGGUUGAAAAAUUAUCUCCCACAGACAGCACCCCUUCUGAUAGCUCUCAACCUCAAGGUCACAGUGAGCAUGCAGCACAAGUCCCAGCUCCACGAGUAGACUUGAACCUUACACACUCAGUGGUACCAGUCAACCAGGAUGCUGGCUGCCCCCAACCUUGUGAUGAUCCGGAGACCUUGGCCAUCCUUGUUGUUGAUAAAACACCACAACCCCAGGGAGCAUCAGAUGCAGAGGAUCCUGAGAAGUCUGACAAAAGUAGCAAAGACCAAGAGUUGUGCAUUGACUCUCCAGAAAAAAGACAAGGAAAAGCAAAAACUCUGAUGACAACAUCUGAGAUAGUUCUUCAGUCAGCCACUCCUGUGAGUAGAUCUGAAGGAGGUGAGCAGCCAGUUGAUUUGAACUUAGAAACAAGGCUUCCCAUACAUUCAGAAAGAGAGGAAAGAGAGGAGUCUUUCGUAAUUGCUUUGACUACAUCAGCUCAAUCCUCCACGACAUCUCAGCAGUCUGGCCUCAGUAGCAAACAUUCAGGAUGCUUUCCAGAGCAAGAAAAGACCCUGGAGGCACAGCCUCUGUCCUCCAGAUUCAAAGAAAUGGGUACCAUGACAAGCCUAGAUGAGAGUGGGUUUUUAGCAGAGAGAGCCAACAGAAUUUGGCAAGAUGCUGAGGUUCAGACAAUAACCAGUAUGGAAAGUAGAUCUGUCGCCACCAGCCCAAGUAUGCUUGCAACGUUCUUAAGGGAAAUUCCUGCUUCUGAGACUCUGGAGCAACAAGAGCAGUUGUGUGUCAUUUACCAGAGCAGUAGUAAAGCGAACAAUCCAUUAGACAAGUUGGAAGGUCCAAGAGAAGCAUCGUGCGGGUUUGGUAACAAGACAGAAGUCCACAUCCAGGCAGCUGCUGCUGCUUCUUCCAACGUAUCAGCUUUCCAAGUGGAAAAGAAGUCAACAGAUUCAGCAGCCACAAAUGAGGAACCGGCCUCCAAAAACGGGCUCUCUGGCCUCUGCUUUCUAAAGACUUCCAAUGAUUCCACAAAUAUAUGCAAGGAGGAAUGGCAGGCGGUAGAAAUGGCCACUGAAGGAAAAAGGUGCAUCAUUACACAGUCAACACCUACUACUUUCCUCCCACCCAACGCAAAACCAGUUUAUCCCAUUUCUGCCCAUGUAUAUAACGAAGCUGAAGUGAGUCCCGGCUUGGGGAAAGCUGACCCCAAGUCAUCUGAGUUGUCAAUGAAAACCAUAAAUAACCAGCAACCUGAGCGUGAUUCCAGUGAUGCACAGCGUGAACCACUCAGCCCUGAUGAUGACUUGAACAAACGCGAUGACUGGAGUGUCCGUGACAAAGAUGGCACGACCGAGAAGCCUUUGCCUACUCAAAUAGGAAAAGAGGGGGAGACUGUUGAUUCCAAGGCAGCCAUAAAACCCAGAGUGGAGACAAAACCAGAGUUGCUUUGUCCUACUGCCGGAGGAAAUAACUCCGUAGGACUCACUGUGAGUCCUGGGAAUGCCAUCACUCCCACCACAGGCAGAAAGAACCAGGACCGAGCGUCCGAAGAAAGCAAGCAGGCAAAGGCGGUUACCAGCCUGGGGCUGCCAACAGAGAUGAUGGGCGACUCCAGUCCCAAUUCCGGCAAACGUACGCCCUCUCGGUCAGUCAAAGCAAGUCCUCGCCGGGCCAGCCGAGUCAGUGAGUUCUUAAAGGAGCAAAAACUGAAUGUGACAGCAGCAGCUGCUCAGGUUGGAUUUAUGCCUGGAGAAAAGAAAAAGCAGCUCGGAGCUGACUCCAAGCUCCAGUUUAAACAAUCCAAGCAAGUCAGGGAUGUGAUAUGGGAUGAUCAAGGCAUGACAUGGGAAGUGUACGGUGCUUCCCUAGACCCCGAGUCUCUGGGCAUUGCCAUUCAGAACCACUUACAAAGACAAAUCAGGGAACACGAGAAACUGAUUAAGGGUCAAAGCAACCAGAACCGGAAAUCGAUUUCCUCCGAUACAUCUUCAAAUAAAAAGCUUAAGGGAAGGCAACACAAUAUGUUCCAGGCCAUGAUGCAGAACUUUAGGCGUCCCAACUGCUGUGUCCAUCCUGCUCCCUCAUCGGUGUUAGAUUAAAGGAGACAAUGUGUAUAUAGAAGGGUGUGUGCACACUGAGUACAAUGGGCAUGCAUGUUGGUCUAUGAUCAAGGCUCCAUACAUUUUAUGAGGAAGUCUGCUAAUCAUAAGGAUGGUGCCCUAACUCAUUCUAAAAGAACUUUGUCCAUUUGAAUGUUAUAGUUAAAGAAAAAAAUAGAGUAAGAGAAACAUAUUUCAGUGUAGGUUUACAAACUAAACCGGAAAUAAGAAGCAGAUAAUAGGAAUAUUCAUGGAAAAAGCAUUGUGAGCUAUUUCAUUUUUAUAUCAUUUCCUCACUUUAGCAAACUGGAGUUAUUUGAUUUCAGAUCAUUAUUCUGUAUUAAAAAGUAAAGAUUUAGUGCAAAUUCUUUUACAAUUUUUCUGCCCAAAUUCCUAAUCUGAAAAAUUAGGGGGCUGCACCAAACAAUCUUCAAGGUUCUUAGUUGCUCUAAAUUCUAUGAUUUUAAUUCAAAAAGGGUGGUAUCAACACACAAAAGUUUUAAGUAGAAAAUAAUUAAUACAAAGCAUGCAAUUGAACUUUCAUUUAUCUAUAAGACAAAUUCUAGAAAUUAAAGAAUCCUUAAAACACAAAGAAUUAUCCAACAUUAAUGAAUGUUUAUAUGAAUAUGCAAGCAUUCAAACACAUUGGUCCUGCCAGAAUAUUGGCAAAAAACAAGCAAGUUUUAUUAGUCCUUUUCUUGCAUAGAAAAGAUAAUAUGUAUUAUGUAUCUUAUAUGGAAAUAUGGAAAUACUACAGUCAGAUUUCAAUGAUCUUCUCUAAUACAAUUUCAUAUUCUUAACCUACAAAAAGUCUUUUGAUCUGAAUUAAUGAGAGGAGUUUUUCCUGUGAUGUUCUACCAAGAAAAAAAAACAAUAAAAAUUCUAAGAAACUCAGCAAAUAUAAAAACCUAUUUAUCACUUAAUUGUCUGUUGGAAAGCCACAUGAGUAAUAAGAAUAAAGUGGUUGAUUCCUGUUCUAAUAAUUAUAUAAACAAAAAAAUACAUCAUGUUAUUUUUCCAUUUAAUAUGUCCCAGACCUAAUUCAAGAAAAUGCAGUGAAUAUUUGUGAGACAUGAACUUUUUUCAGAUAGUAUUUUCAGAGGAACUAAUUGCACAAUGGAUAGAGUGCUGGGAACUGGUGCCAGGAAGAUAUGAAUUGACCUCACACUCUUCCUAGAUAUGUGACCAUGAGCAAAAAACAUAACAAAACAAAACAAAAAACCUCUCAAUAUACCUUGUCUCAGUUUCCUCGACUGUAAAAUAGGGACGGUAAUACUCUGACCCUGUUGGUUUGUUGUGAGAAUAGAAUGAGAUAACAUUUAUAAAAAAUUGUUAGCACAGUACUUAGCACAUAGUAGGUGCUAUAUGAGUACUUAAUGCCUUCUUUCCAUAUCUAAUUUGGGCUUGUUGUUAAAGUUUGUUAAUUAGAAAAGAAGUGGCUUGAUUAAUUUAGUUUGAAAAGGAUUAUCAUACACCUCAUCAGAAAAACACAAUUUGGGGGUUUCUUUCAUUCAUCUAUCACAUGCAUCACAAUGAUUCUCACUGAGGCGAGCAUCAGCCUAUUCUUACACGGGAGGCACUGAUGGUACAAACUACUGAAAAGGUCAUUAGUUUUAGUUGACGUAAAAAGUUAAUUUCUCCUUAAAGUACAGGUCUCUGAGCAUAGAUCAUUUUUUCAGCAUCUGAUACGAUAUUCUGUGCCCACUAAGUCCUCUAGUUGGUUUUUAAUUAUUUGUUUUUUAAACUAUCAUGGUUUCCAGGUUCUGAACACAAGGCAGGAAACCUAGUUUUAAUGCCAUAAAAUUUCAAGACAUGGAAUAAAGAUUAUUCCAUGGGUUUGGGGUUUGGGGUUUUUUUAAUUAUUCAUCUAUGUGUGAUUGUACUAUGACAAGAUUAGAAUCUGCACGAAUGAUAGUGAAAGCACUUAUCUUCAAAUAAUAAUAUUCAGAGAGAUCUGUAAUCUUAUUGAUAUUAUUAUUCCUUGCAUUGAAGCAGAUAACUCAUCCAUGCCUGACCAUUCUAUGCAAAACAUGUCCAUGUCCUGUCACAAGUCUGAAAUAGUCCAUUGAAGGGACUUUCCUUCAACACACAUAAGCCAAUUUGAAGCAACCGUUUAAUUGUUUUGAGAGAAAGAGCCCUGAAAACAAAUUAUAGUACUAUUUUUAAAAGUUUGAGUUAUUGGCCAUUUGGACUAUGUUAAAAUAGUUUUUUGAAAUAGAAAUACCUUCCUUGAAAUUAUUAGUAUAUGAUAAUAUCCAGGCAUAAUUGUGUGGAUCCAUAGGUAUUUGCAAUGGUCUCUGUCUCUCUCUUUAUAUCUCUCCUUCAUACACACACACACACACACACACUCACACACACACCCAGUAUAUAGUAGCAGUCAUCAAAAUUAACACUAGAAGGCAAGCUAUAGGUCAAAUAAUACUGUUUAUGAGUUCACAUUCAUAUAUUUUUAAGUGAAGCAGAGCCCAAAAUGUUUUGGGUAUAUAUGUCCCAAAGAAGUGAAAUUAUAGACUUUUGUCUAUUGGAGAAGGAGCUGUAUUUUUUACUCUUAAAACUUUUUUUUAGUUAAAAAAUAUUCCAUAGGUAGCAAUUCUGAUAAGUGUCUGGUACUGACAUCGAACUUUACUUUCAUAGGCUUUUCAUUUUCUUAUUUUCAGAAUAAGCUUUUAGAAAAUACCUUUUUUUUUUUUCACAUCACCUGUGUUUCUCCACAACCGUGCAUUUAAACAUUUUCUGGUAACAAAGAAAAAUAGUGAUUUUUUUUUUUACUAGAUGUAGUGACCAUGUCUGACAAUUUAUACAUUUGUCCUAGUAGGCCCCCACUGUUGCAAGGAGGAGAUAUGUUUCAUGAUCUUCAUUUGUUUAUUUUUUCUUUUGGAGAAUCUUUCCUUCCUAUUCUUCUAAUUACUAUUUUUUCUCUUUUUUUUUUCUUUUUCAAUUUGUAUCUGUUCACAUGCUUCUUCCCAUGUUUCCCUUAAUUCUCAUAAAUUUAUCAUUUUCUACUACACAAUUUUACUUUAUAGUCAUAUGCUAUAGGUUUUCUGGUCAUUACAUGAAAUGUUAUUUUUAUAAUUAUAUAAUAACUAUCAUGAAGUAUUUCAGAACAAAGCAAUAAUUAUUUGUUUUUCAUAUAUUUAUUGAGUACCUAAAAUGUAAAAGGCACUGCUGGAUACUAAAUUACUGACCAAUGAGUCAUAAAAAAGAAAUGAUUUUUAAAAACUCACAGAAAUAUGAUUGUAGCUAAUAAGAAUUAUUUGUAGUGUGAAAUUCCUUUGAGAUAGCAAUAUCCUUACCUCAUGAUAUUUCUAAAUUAUUAACUUUUUCCAUUAAACUAGUCUUUGAGAAUGUUGCUAUAUUCAGCCAAUAGUGUAAAUGGAGGCAUACAAUGCAGACUAAAGUAGCAUCAAUAAUUAUGUGAAUGCCAACAACUCAAGAAGAUUCUCUUUUUACAUUUGACCAACAUUUAUGAUAAUUGUUUCAAAUUUUCUUUGGUGAAACUGAGGAUUUUUUUUUCUUUUGAGUUUAUUUAACUUGAGACUUGAAUUUGCAAGUUUGGGGGAGGAUAAUUUCCAUUUCCUAUGAACUAUACAUCCUAUGAAAAUUAUUUUUAUUAAUAGAGAUGUUUGUACUGACUAAACAAGAAGAGAAAGAAAUGAGCUAGAAUUCAGUAUGCAGAAGAAAAUGGAAAUGAAAUAGAAACUGUUGAAAUAAUAUGUUCCUUGGAAAUGAAUCAUCAUUUUAAAAAAAUCUAAAUUCUUGUUUUUCUAUUUUUAUGAUAACAGCAAUAUUGAUUUGAUUCUUAUAUCAAAAUUUCAUUCAUGUUCUCCUGUUUCUUUUCUUAGGAGUUUCUUAAUUUUCUUAAAUGUAUCCUUUUGGUUACCACAGGCUCAAAUUUUGUCUAUUAAUACACAGUUAAUUUGCCUCAGACACUUCCUAGCUGUAUGACCCUGGGCAAGUCACUCAAUCUCAUUUACCCAGCCCUUGCCCUUCUGUCCUAAAGUUGUUACUAGGACAGAAGGUAAAGGUUGGAAAAAAAAUAGUUAAUUUUUUUUAAAACCUGUGUCCCAAGGAAAUGGAGCAUUAAUUACAUGUUCUUUUAAAAUCAGGAUUAACCAGAAAACUUUUCAAUUUCAACCUCAAAUGAGAUUUAUACAAUGUAUUUAGUACGUUUCACUUCCCUUAGUCAUUUUGGUGUACUGAGUAUAAUUUAAUCAGAGGCGCAAAACCUGUCCCCUAAAAUUUCUCCAAAAUGCUUAAAGCAGAAAUAGAAUAUUACUUGAAAUUUUUACUUUUGGUGUUUCCUUCUGUUUCUCGUGAUCACUUUAAUGCUUAUUUCUCUUUUCUUUGAAUAACCUAUAAUCACACCAAAAGUGUAUCACAAUCAUUUUCCAUUACUUUAGAAAAGAUACUCUUGAAUCAUGAUGUGAAUUUAGGUUAAUGAUUGUUUUAGCUAGGCAGCUCUUAUUUAGAUUCUUUAAUGUAAGCGAAGUAUCUGUUCACUUUAAUGAUGAAUCCCAGCAAAGAUUUCUCACAUUUCUUAGUAUUUUAAAGAAAAUCUAUCAAACUUAAGUAGAAUGUGUGUAAAUGUGUGCAUUUGUAUAUGCGUGAUUAUAUUUUUUAGGGAAAUAGGGCAAACUUAGUUUUGUUUAGUAGGUUUAUGAUAACUAAAUAGUAAUUUUCUACAAUGUCACCAUUCAAAUGAGACUGUUUAUUUUAUAUUGUAGUUCUAAUUUAAAUGAUGCUAGGAUUCCUGCAAAUAGCUGUUUGUGACAGUUAUAAAAUUAAAUAAGCAGUUAAGUAGUUCAGCAGCUUGUCCUUCCUUAACUGUUAUCCUUACGUCACCCCUCUCCUACUCAUUAAGUUGGAGUCUGUGUCUGUUUUGGUAUUUGUGAUUUUUCAUUAAAAGAUUAACUUCUUAUUUAAUAUUGACACUAGUGUCCUAACCGAUUGGGUUCUACACAAAUGGAAGUUAGUUACUGCCACCUGAAAAAUGACAGAUGAUUUGCAGAAUUAACUCUCCAUUUCUUGUUUCAUUAUUCCUUUGAAUGAAAUCAUUACUCUGAAAGUUUGGGAAAGGGGACAGAGGAGGCCCCUCUUUCGAUCAUAAUGCCAUUUCCCCAUUGAUAUAGGAUCAAGAAUAUCUUCAAAUUUCACCAAAGGACAUAGUUCACAUGGAAGAGGAAAUUCAUCAAUCAUUAACUUCAUCAAUUUCCCUAACCAUAAACACCAAAUGGGCUUGGUUGACAAUGACCAGGAACCAUCAAGAUGGACUGAAUCAUGAAGUUCAUCUGUUUCACAAGUAAUUAGUAAUAUCUGCCAGCAAUCAUUUUAAGUAUGAACACUUACCAGCUCAACUACCCACUUGCCACAACUCAGUAACCUCUCUAAAUAUGUAGUAAAAACCAAUACAUAUGUACAUAGGUGUAAAAAGAAACAACAACAUAUUGUAGAAUGCAAGAGGUUGACUAUCAGGGAAAUGCUUUUUGAUGAUCAUUUUCAAAUUCUGGUGUUGAAACCUCAGUAAAAGAAAUCACAGCUUUCAGAAUGGUGCAACUCAACUAUAUUUAAAUAUAAGACACAUAAUUCUAAGACAUAAACCAUCAGAAUAAUUGCUCUGGUCAAAGCCAAGCAAUAAUGUGUCAAAAAAAGGCAUUAGAAAAAAAAUGGUACCAGCAAGUGUGUGUUACAUGCACAUUACAUUUUUCCUUUUUACUCCAAGAAUCCUAGAACCCAGGCUAUAAAUUACCAAUAGUGAUGCUUCCUCCUUCAGAGUUGGAAAACUAUCUUUCCAGGUUCCAUAAAGAAGAAUAACACUAGAAAGAAUUAGUAAUGAUGGGGCCAGGUAUGUCAGCCCUCUGUAUCAAGAGAUUCUUUUGUUGACUAGGAUAAAUAUAACAUUACUAUGGCUCCCUGUGACUGAAAAUCAAGGAUGUGCAUAACAGGAUAAGAAAAUAAAGGUGUUGGCAUAUAUACUUAAUUUUCUCGCUUGUAUAGCAUCAAUUCAGAAUCAGUAGAUUGACUCAGUGCAAAUAAUUACCAGGCAGAACAAGUGAGAACUGUUUCCAUAGUUUAAAAAUGGGAUAAAAUGAACUUAAAGAGAGGAAGGAGGGGAGAAUGUGUGUAUUCGUGUCUCUGAAAAAGUCUCAAAUGAUUUAUUCUCUGUAAAAGAAAAAGUAUUUCAGUAGAGUUUUCCAGAAUAGAACAUCUUUUGUUGACUUGGGUACAGACUUAAUCCUUUGGUGGUAGGAUGGUUGGGUGGAACAUUGAUACUUCAGGAAACAAACAUUUUUUGGUCUUCUGGAGGGUUUAAUUAGCAAACAACCACCAUAGUGAUGUCUAUAAAAUGGUCUAAUGACUUGAGCAUGAAAGGAGACUUUUCUUCAAGAGGGUUUAAUGAAAAAGUCAUGAUUUCUUGUAUUUGUAUCUUUAAUGUAUCAUGGGGAUUUAGGUAUGGGGAGGGGAGGGAAGAUUGCAUCUAUUUCUGGGCUAAGGAUUCUAUGUUUACUUUUCAUCAUUGUUGUUAUUACUCUUUGUUAAUUUUGGAAUUAAACAAUAUACUUGUUUGCAAAAGUC
This is a messenger RNA of Monodelphis domestica (gray short-tailed opossum), 10492 nucleotides long. It is a transcript of the gene GPRIN3, whose product is annotated as GPRIN family member 3. Lineage: Eukaryota; Metazoa; Chordata; Mammalia; Didelphimorphia; Didelphidae. Gene Ontology annotation, biological process: neuron projection development. Gene Ontology annotation, cellular component: plasma membrane. The record is from RefSeq and is a predicted model, not a curated record.